Molecule: messenger RNA, 1503 nt
Organism: Procambarus clarkii (red swamp crayfish)
Lineage: Eukaryota; Metazoa; Arthropoda; Malacostraca; Decapoda; Cambaridae
Source: RefSeq, a predicted model, not a curated record
AUGUUCGCUAGUGGUGCGUGUUCUACAGGCAUGUUCGCUAGUGGUGCGUGUUCUACAGGCAUGUUCGCUAGUGGUGCGUGUUCUACAAGCAUGUUCGCUAGUGGUGCGUGUUCUACAGGCAUGUUCGCUAGUGGUGCGUGUUCUACAGGCAUGUUCGCUAGUGGUGCGUGUUCUACAGGCAUGUUCACUAGUGGUGCGUGUUCUACAAGCAUGUUCGCUAGUGGUGCGUGUUCUACAGGCAUGUUCGCUAGUGGUGCGUGUUCUACAAGCAUGUUCGCUAGUGGUGCGUGUUCUACAGGCAUGUUCGCUAGUGGUGCGUGUUCUACAGGCAUGUUCGCUAGUGGUGCGUGUUCUACAGGCAUGUUCGCUAGUGGUGCGUGUUCUACAGGCAUGUUCACUAGUGGUGCGUGUUCUACAAGCAUGUUCGCUAGUGGUGCGUGUUCUACAGGAAUGUUCAAUAGUGGUGCGUGUUCUACAGGAAUGUUCGCUAGUGGUGCGUGUUCUACAGGCAUGUUCGCUAGUGGUGCGUGUUCUACAAGCAUGUUCGCUAGUGGUGCGUGUUCUACAGGCAUGUUCGCUAGUGGUGCGUGUUCUACAGGCAUGUUCGCUAGUGGUGCGUGUUCUACAGGCAUGUUCGCUAGUGGUGCGUGUUCUACAGGCAUGUUCACUAGUGGUGCGUGUUCUACAGGAAUGUUCACUAGUGGUGCGUGUUCUACAGGCAUGUUCGCUAGUGGUGCGUGUUCUACAGGAAUGUUCAAUAGUGGUGCGUGUUCUACAGGAAUGUUCGCUAGUGGUGCGUGUUCUACAGGAAUGUUCAAUAGUGGUGCGUGUUCUACAGGCAUGUUCGCUAGUGGUGCGUGUUCUACAAGCAUGUUCACUAGUGGUGCGUGUUCUACAGGAAUGUUCAAUAGUGGUGCGUGUUCUACAGGAAUGUUCGCUAGUGGUGCGUGUUCUACAACCAUGUUCUCUAGUGAUGCGUGUUCUACAACCAUGUUCUCUAGUGGUGCGUGUUCUAUGGGCAUGUUCACUAGUGGUGCGUGUUCUACAGGCAUGUUCACUAGUGGUGCGUGUUCUACAGGCAUGUUCACUAGUGGUGCGUGUUCUAUGGGCAUGUUCUCUAGUAGUGCGUGUUCUAUGGGCAUGUUCUCUAGUGGUGCGUGUUCUACAGGCAUGUUCUCUAGUGGUGCGUGUUCUACAGGCAUGUUCACUAGUGGUGCGUGUUCUACAACCAUGUUCUCUAGUGGUGCGUGUUCUACAGGCAUGUUCACUAGUGGUGCGUGUUCUACAGCAUGUUCACUAGUGGUGCGUGUUCUACAGGCAUGUUCUCUAGUGGUGCGUGUUCUACAGGCAUGUUCACUAGUGGUGCGUGUUCUACAACCAUGUUCUCUAGUGGUGCGUGUUCUACAGGCAUGUUCACUAGUGGUGCGUGUUCUACAACCAUGUUCUCUAGUGGUGCGUGUUCUACAGGCAUGUUCACUAGUGGUGCGUGUUCUACAACCAUGA